AUGGCCGCCGGCGCCUUCUUGGAACUCCUGGAGUGGCUUCGAGAGGUGCUCCUGCAGGACGCUGUCUUCCUUCGCGAGUCCUACCCCGACCAUCCUAUCUUUCAGGAUCCGGUCUUUCUUGCCCCGAGUUUGAAGCGUUCGCCAGCAAAGUUCAAGACACAUGCACACGGGACCACGAAGACAGCCAUACCACGGUCAUUCAAAAGCGAUCCCGCCGAGCAGUUAGCUGAGCGAAGACAUCUAGACCUUUUGGGGGCUUCUUACGAACUAUGCACAAAGUUGGAUGAGUUUGCGCAGGCCACCUACACCGUCACCUUCAGCCCCGGCCAAGGUGCUGCAGGUCAACAUGCGGAGAUCGCGGGAGCUCAUCAACAGAGGCGCCGCGCUCCACGAGAGACGGUCCUCAGGUCCGAGAUAGGCCCUUCGCAAGCGGGCGGUCCGACAUACGCUCCGCUCUCUCUAGAGCAGCAGCAGGGAAUGGUGCAAGCGGGCCAGGGGCAAGCCCCCCAGGGAAGAGCGCAUGGCGAGCCGCCUGGGCCGCGCGAACCUCCGAGCUUCAAGCUCCCCCGUUCUGUCAAAUCUGUACAGGAGCUGCUGCGUCUCUGGCGGCAGGGCUGGGGCGAAAUGCCUUCUGUGGAUUCUCUUGAGCGAGACUGGGGUGCUCGAUGGCGGCCAUCUGCAGAGAAGAAUUACCUUUCCACGCGCAAGAUCAUCGUCGAUGAGGUUCGGAGGCGGGCCCAGUCGGACGGCUUAACUGAAGAUAUCGUGGCGAGGCAAAUGGACGAAGAACGUGGACCCAGCUCUUUGGAUAAGUUGUUCAAGGCCAUCCGAAAGGACAGGCAAGGCGAAAAGGGACACAAACGUGCGUCAGGGCAAUUCAACGUCGGUGGUAGCGAAAAGUCGAUGGCGCAGCUAUCCAGUCGAACUGGUUUUCUCGUCGUCGGUCCCGGCUUUCGCGCUUUAUGGCGCUCCGAAGAUGACAUCAACCCGGCAGAGGUGAUCCGGACCUGUGACAUCCACUUGAUGUCACAAAAACGGCUUGUCGCAGUACCGCGCCGCCCAAAGUAUGACAUACCUCAGCAGUCUAUUUCCGACAGACUCAAAGGCCAGCCUCGUCAACUCUUGAGUAAGUCUCAGGAAGCUCGCUUGGUUUCUUGGAUCCUCCGCCAAGAGUCUCGGCUAUGCUCCAUCCCACAGUCAGAUCCGCGCAUGUGUGGAGGCUCUUAUGAAGCAACUGAACAACGAGCGGACAGUGGGCGCAACUGGGUCUCUAAAUUCAUCAAUCGCCAUCCGGACAUCAAGAACAAGCGUGGAGACUCCCGCAACUGGACCUCAUUUAUUGAAGCUAUCACCGCGGACGGCCGUGUCCUUACCCCUGGCAUUAUCUUUAAGGGCAAAGAACUUCAGAAACAGUGGUUCUUGACGGAAUUCGGCAAAAUAGCCGACUGGCAUUACAUAACGUCGCCCAACGGAUGGACGGACAACCAUAUCGCUAUUGAGUGGCUUGAGAGGGUCUAUUUGCCCCAGACGCGACCAGCCGAUGCCUCAGAUGCUAGACUGAUCAUAUUAGAUGGACAUGGAAGUCAUGCAACGCCGUUAGAUAACGGUGUAUUCAAUGCCUCCAAGGCAGCUUACCGGAAAGAACUGAAAUUGACCUGUUUGACCGAUUCUGCGCCUGUUCAUAAGGUCAAUUUUAUACGGGCAUAUGCUAAAGCGCGCGAGGUUGGAAUGACGGCAAAGAAUAUAUUGUCCGGCUGGAGGGUCACUGGGAAUUGGCCGAUCUCACGAUCCAAGGCAUUGCGGCAUCCAGAAAUUCACGCAGACAUUGUAGAGACGUCUCCAAAGUCCGCGCCAUUUUGGGUUCUGAUGAUACGCCAGAAACAGCCGCCAGAUUCGCGAUUUCGGAAGAACAAGACUCCUGGCACCCGGAGACGAUACGCCGUGAUAGCUAGAGGCUUUGAAGCCCAGAACAGACGCUUGCCGAGCACAGCAACAGAAUCGCGAAGCUAG
Hirsutella rhossiliensis is the source of this 2010-nucleotide messenger RNA. RefSeq names its product DDE superfamily endonuclease domain-containing protein. The transcript has 7 exons. Gene Ontology annotation, molecular function: DNA binding. NCBI's taxonomy places the organism in Eukaryota, Fungi, Ascomycota, Sordariomycetes, Hypocreales, Ophiocordycipitaceae. The record is from RefSeq and is a predicted model, not a curated record. Bases 1 to 2010 code for a protein of 669 amino acids.